Molecule: messenger RNA, 711 nt
Organism: Uloborus diversus
Lineage: Eukaryota; Metazoa; Arthropoda; Arachnida; Araneae; Uloboridae
Product: probable methyltransferase-like protein 24
Exons: 5
Coding region: 1-711 (236 amino acids)
Source: RefSeq, a predicted model, not a curated record
AUGGGAAUCAUAGAAGAAGAUUUGAGUAAUGAAUUCCAAAAGUUACUCUACUAUGUCCAGCAUCCCACAACUCUUUGCAAUGCAGCUCUCUCACUGGGCGGCACUAAAGAUUCUAAAAACAGAACAGAUGGUGAUAAGGUCCUUUGUCAGGAUUCUGGGCAUCCCCUGGGACCAUCUUGUUUAGUCUAUUCUUUUGGGGAAAACGACGAAUGGUCUUUUGAAGAAGCCGCGGAGAGGUUUGGUUGUCAGGUCUUCACCUUUGACCCCAGCAUGAAAUUGGACAAUCAUCAACACAAGCCUAAUAUUUGGUUCUACCGCUUAGGAAUAUCAAAUUUUAACGAAGACAGAUUUCUGCUGAAACAAAUGAUGACGUGGAGAAUGAGAACUUUAGAUAGUAUAAUGGAUAUGCUUGGCCAUCAAAAUAAAACCAUCGAUGUGCUCAAGUUGGACAUCGAAGGCGACGAAUGGAACGUUUUAGAAUACAUGCUCCAGAAGGGUUUGUUUGAAAAAAUUAACCACUUGUGUGUCGAAAUUCACCUGCACGUCAUGGAAUGGCAACGCAAACUGAACAUAUUGAGGAACUUGGAAGAAGUAGGUAAUAUGAGGUUCUUUAGCUCAAGAAAGAAUCUAGUCACAAUCCCAAAAGCAGUUCCAGGACAAAGGAACAGGACUGAACAAUUGUUUUAUGAACUAGCGUGGUUCAAAGCAUAA